Messenger RNA from Melitaea cinxia (Glanville fritillary), 1140 nucleotides. RefSeq names its product dehydrodolichyl diphosphate synthase complex subunit Nus1 (gene Tango14). Gene Ontology annotation, cellular component: endoplasmic reticulum membrane; dehydrodolichyl diphosphate synthase complex. The record is from RefSeq and is a predicted model, not a curated record. Gene Ontology annotation, molecular function: ditrans,polycis-polyprenyl diphosphate synthase [(2E,6E)-farnesyl diphosphate specific] activity. The transcript is spliced from 2 exons. NCBI's taxonomy places the organism in Eukaryota, Metazoa, Arthropoda, Insecta, Lepidoptera, Nymphalidae. Bases 185 to 946 code for a protein of 253 amino acids.
UUACACAUUUAAGCUCGUGAUUGGUUAUAAAUAAAGCGGUUGAACAGUUGUAGCCGGACUAAGGAUAAAAUGAUUUUAAUCACGUUUUGUGAAUGAAUUUGUGAAAAAAAUGAUUGCAAUUGAUGUAAAAUUGUAAUAAAAUGUUUAAAUAAGAAAGCAGCUGUAAUAUUACAUACUAUUGACCAUGUUGUCAAGGCUACUCCGACAAUUCCUAUUUUUCCUCGUACAUUUGGUUGUGAAGAUACUUGUUGCUGCUCAAAAUGUAUAUCGCAAAUUAUUUAUUAAAGACUAUAGUUCUGCAAAAGGUCGGGUAACAAAUAAGGACAUCCAAAUGUUAUUGGAAAUUGUGCCAAGACAGAAGAACAGGCUCAAACAUUUAGUGGUGUUGGCAAACAGCAAUGAUCAUACUAUAAACGAUUUAGCUCAGCUGGUUAUCUGGAGUCUAAUUGUUGGAAUACCUUACGUUACCUUCUAUGAUGUAACUGGUCACUUGAAGACAUUAGAGGAUAAAUUAUUUCUUGAAAUAGAGAAAAAUAAAAAAGGCAUCCCAGGCUGUAUAAAGUGGGCAAAUAAACCCGACUUAAAUGGUUACACCAAUGGUAUACAAGCUAAUACGGUAUUUAUAAAUAUAUUUACAUAUAGUGAUGGAAAACCUAGAAUAGCAGAAUGCAUCAAGCUUAUAGCCAAAGGUGACUUAAAAUGUAAGAGAAGCUGUAAUGAGUAUACAGCUCAGGAAUUUGGUGAAGCAGUGCAAUUCAAGCCACUUAUUCCAGACCCAGAUUUGGUUUUAUACACAGGAGCAUUGUGCUGUACAUUUGGUCUUUUGCCAUGGCAAAUUAGACUGUGUGAGUUUAUACAGUUAUCUGUUCACCACAAUAUUAAUAUAAAUUGUUACCUAGGUGCUCUACACAAAUAUAAUAAAUGUGAUCAAAGAUUUGGUAAAUAAUUACCCUGAAUACUAGGCCUAAGUUAUAGUACAGUUAAUAAAAUUGUGAUCAAUUUUUAGAUUCAUGGGAUGUAAAUUUUUAUAAAAAAAAUCACUAUCUUUAGACAUUGGCAUGUCAUUUAAUUAAUGCAUUUAUGUUGAUUUUUCAUUUUUAAUUACUUAAAAUAUUCCAAAUAAAUUUCUCAUGUUAUUAA